AUGAAGGAUGAAAACGGAAAGCGCAAGGCCACCGAUGAGCCUUCAUCGCCCACCGAGGCUAAGCGCAUCAAACGCAACGACUCUGCCGAAGGCGAGGAGAAGCCUUUGAAGGUUCCGGCGAUACCCUUCCCGGAAAAGCCCGCCGUUAUCGAGGAGCGCAAUGGCGAAAUCGAAUUUCGGGUCGUCAACAACGAUGGUGAGCGCGAGAGCCUGAUCAUCCUUACAGGCCUCAAAUGCAUCUUCCAGAAGCAGCUGCCCAAGAUGCCCAAGGACUACAUUGCUCGGCUGGUAUACGACCGCACCCAUUUGUCCAUCGCGAUUGUCAAAAAGCCUCUGGAGGUGGUAGGCGGCAUCACCUACCGGCCCUUCAAAGGACGCAAGUUUGCCGAAAUCGUCUUCUGUGCCAUAUCCUCAGACCAGCAAGUCAAGGGCUACGGCGCACACCUCAUGUCACAUCUCAAAGACUACGUGAAAGCCACCUCGGACGUGAUGCACUUCUUGACCUACGCCGAUAACUACGCGAUCGGCUACUUCAAAAAGCAAGGCUUUACCAAGGAGAUUACCCUCGACAAGUCGGUUUGGAUGGGCUACAUUAAAGACUACGAGGGCGGCACCAUCAUGCAGUGCACUAUGCUACCGCGCAUCCGCUACCUGGAGAUGGGCCGCAUGCUCCUCAAGCAGAAGGAAUGUGUCCAGGCUAAGAUCCGGGCCUAUUCCAAAUCCCACAUCAUUCACCCGCCCCCGAAGCAGUGGCAAAAAGGCGGCGUCACCCCGAUAGACCCGUUGUCCAUCGAGGCGAUCCGGGCCUCGGGCUGGUCGCCCGACAUGGACGAGCUCGCGCGCCAGCCGCGCCACGGGCCCAACUACAACCAGCUGCUGCACCUGCUUAACGACCUGCAGAACCACCAAUCGAGCUGGCCGUUCCUGGUGCCCGUCAACAAGGACGAAGUGCUCGACUACUACGACGUCAUCAAGGAGCCCAUGGACCUCAGCACUAUGGAGACCAAGCUCGAGGCCGACCAGUACAACACGCCCGAGGAGUUCAUCCGCGACGCCAAGCUCAUCUUUGACAACUGCCGCAAAUACAACAACGAGAACACCCCCUACGCAAAGUCGGCAAACAAGCUCGAAAAAUUCAUGUGGCAGCAGAUCAGGGCCAUUCCGGAAUGGUCCCAUCUCGAGGCGUCUUAG
Canariomyces notabilis is the source of this 1191-nucleotide messenger RNA. RefSeq names its product histone acetyltransferase GCN5-like protein. The record is from RefSeq and is a predicted model, not a curated record. Gene Ontology annotation, cellular component: histone acetyltransferase complex. The transcript is spliced from 3 exons. Gene Ontology annotation, biological process: chromatin remodeling; positive regulation of transcription by RNA polymerase II. Bases 1 to 1191 code for a protein of 396 amino acids. Gene Ontology annotation, molecular function: histone H3 acetyltransferase activity; protein binding. Lineage: Eukaryota; Fungi; Ascomycota; Sordariomycetes; Sordariales; Chaetomiaceae.